Oryzias latipes (Japanese medaka) is the source of this 1702-nucleotide messenger RNA. RefSeq names its product dehydrogenase/reductase (SDR family) member 3b (gene dhrs3b). Gene Ontology annotation, cellular component: lipid droplet. The record is from RefSeq and is a predicted model, not a curated record. Gene Ontology annotation, molecular function: all-trans-retinol dehydrogenase (NAD+) activity. NCBI's taxonomy places the organism in Eukaryota, Metazoa, Chordata, Actinopteri, Beloniformes, Adrianichthyidae. Gene Ontology annotation, biological process: retinoid metabolic process; regulation of retinoic acid receptor signaling pathway.
GUCGGGGCAGAGUCGCUCCAGAGGAAAAUAUUCAUCCCCACUUAACAUGUCAAUCAGGAUUAAUGGCCUUUCCAAACCUCCCCUCAGUUCACGCAGGUCCUUUCGGCAGCACAAGGGAAGCAGGGAAGGGGCGCUAAGAUAUAAAAGGCAGGACAGGAACUAGACGCCUCCAGGAGCGCAGCACUUCCAGGCGCGCAGUGGUUCCAAGAGCGCAGCAGUUGCAGGCGCGCGCAACGCGGAGCGCCGCCGGAUUAGAGUUUGACGCCUCUGUCUCCUGACGGCGUGGGGCUGACAGCUCCAAUGAUUUCCUCUGAGAGCCUGACGCCAGUCGAAUGAGAUGCCAUAAUUGCUUUUGGUUUCUUUUUUCAUCCGUGGAAUCCCGACAGUGAAACUUUGAGACUGUGGAUGACAGUGACAGCAGAGGCAGAGGGCUUUACGCUGAAGUGUCCCAGGAUGGAGCUGAGGAGCGCGUGGCGCGUGCUUCUCUUCCCGAUUCAAAUGCUGUAUCACAUCCUGAAGGCGAGUCUCUGCUCGCUCUUACCAAGCAGAAAGAAGGACUUGAGCAAAGAGGUGGUGCUGAUCACGGGCGGAGGUCGAGGCAUCGGUCGACACCUGGCCAAGGAGUUUGCCAAGCAGGGAGCCAAAAAGGUGAUCUUAUGGGGCAGAACAGAGAAGACUCUGAAAGAGACAGCAGAGGAGAUCGCCCUCUCGGGUACUGAGAGCCAUUACUUCCAGUGUGACGUGGCCAACAAAGAAGAAGUUUACAAGCAAGCCAAGUUGGUGAGAGAAAAGGUGGGAGAUGUCACAAUAUUAGUGAACAACGCGGCCGUCGUCCACGGCAAAGGUCUGAUGAGCAGCGACGACAACGCCCUUCUGAAAACCCAGCAUGUCAACACUCUGGGGCAGUUCUGGACGACAAAAGCCUUCCUCCCUCGGAUGCUGGAGCUGCAGCACGGUCACGUCGUCUGCAUUAACUCCAUCCUGUCUCAGUCUCCCAUCCCGGGGGUCAUAGAUUACUGCACCUCCAAGGCGUCCUCGCUGGCGUUCAUGGAGAGCCUGACGCUGGGCCUCCUGGACUGUCCGGGCGUCAGCUGCACCACGGUGCUUCCCUUCCACACCAACACAGAGAUGUUCCAGGGCAUGAGGAUCAGGUUUCCUCAGCUUUUUCCACCUCUAAAGCCUGAAGUAGUUGCUCAAAAGACUGUUGAUGCUGUCAGAACCAACAAGGCCUUCAUUUACCUGCCCUGGACAAUGCAUGCCCUUGUCAUCCUCAAAAGCUUCAUGCCACAAGUUGCUCUUGAAGAAAUCCAGAAGUUUACUGGGAGUUAUACCUGCAUGAACACAUUCAAAGGGAACACAUGAAGCUGGCUUGCUUGCAUUGAGAGAAAGCUCCGGAAGGUAAUGAAAGGAAAAUGGACCUCAAGGAUUUAAAAGUGGGAGAAUUGACCCAUAAUUCAACACACUGCGGACAUACAGGGCUGUUCCAUCUGCAGAUAAGCGUCAGUGCAUCCUGAACUCGUGUGCACAUGCAACCAUACAGGUUUUGUGUAGUAUAGAUGCCAGAAUCCAAGCCUCAAGCCAUAGGUGUGUAACAGUAGUUAUUUUGGAGGGCUUUUGUGACACCAGUUUGCUAUUUUUACAGUUCCCUUUUAUUCUGUUUUUAAUGUGUCUUAUCUGAACAAUAAAGUAUAAUUUUAGAGUA